Molecule: messenger RNA, 2790 nt
Organism: Williopsis jadinii
Lineage: Eukaryota; Fungi; Ascomycota; Saccharomycetes; Phaffomycetales; Wickerhamomycetaceae
Product: lysophospholipase family protein
Exons: 1
Coding region: 440-2431 (663 amino acids)
Biological process (GO): glycerophospholipid catabolic process
Cellular component (GO): extracellular region; plasma membrane; intracellular membrane-bounded organelle
Molecular function (GO): A2-type glycerophospholipase activity
Source: RefSeq, a predicted model, not a curated record
GCAUCACGCAUAAAACUAUAUUACACACGCAGCAUGUGUUUCCAUUUAAUACUCGGAGGAAUUCUUCAUGUUCUUGUCCAAUUGACAAGGAAUGUUGGCGAGCAUUGGCGUCUUUAUUCAUACAACAGGCUCACGAUGCAUCAUCUUCCCCAGCUUUUAUCUGUACGACUCGUGUGUUUCUUCCGUAGCAACCAUGUUAACCCUCUGUAAGAUUAAUCCGAAACCACUCAUAAAGUUCGAGGAGAAACGCUGAAACGCCGUACGCAGCAGCUCCAACGGUUGCAUCAUGUCAUUUCCGAGGAUUGGAAAGGCGUUGGAGGUUGGAAUUGGUAUUUAAAAGCUGUGUCAGCUCAUCUCUUUUGAGCCAAUUGAUAUUGCGAGCUGGAAGAACGAGCGUUUUCCCUCAAUUGAACGAGCAAUAGCACAAACAAGUGAAGAGAUGCUGCCAUUCGCCUGUCUUGCGGUGCUUGCCCAGCUCAUCGACGUUUCUUACAGCUCCUAUGCCCCUGUAAACGUUUCAUGUCCACAGGACGCAACGCUUGUCCGGUCUGCCUCGUCGAUAUCUGACGAUGAGAAGAGCUGGCUGGAAAAGCGUCACUCUGUCACUGAUGAUGCUCUUUCCGAGUUCCUGGAAAGGGCCGACCUUGAUGGCUUUGAUGCCAAAGACUUCCUCAACUCGCUGAACAGAUCCAUCACGAUUGGUCUCGCAUUCUCAGGCGGUGGUUAUAGGGCCAUGCUCAACGGUGCCGGCCAGGUUGCUGCCUUGGACAGUAGAACUGAGGGCGCAAACGAACACGGGUUGGGUGGUUUGCUCCAGGCCUCUACGUACUUUGUGGGUCUCUCUGGUGGUAAUUGGCUCACCGGUACGCUGGCUUUGAAUAACUGGACCAGCGUUGAAGAAAUAUUGUCAAAUGACACCAUCUGGGACUUGGAGAACUCCAUUGUCACUCCAGGUGGUAGUGAUGUCUUUGAGACAGCACUGCGUUGGCAGAGCAUCAAGGCUGACGUGGAUGAAAAGGCCGAAGCUGGGUUCGACACUUCGCUUACCGAUCUCUGGGGAAGAGCUCUAGCAUACCAAUUCUUUGGUGAAGAGAAUGACGCUGAAGCGUCUUUGACUUACUCGUCCAUUGUCGACAUUGAGGCCUUCCAGAACGGUGAGAUGCCAUUCCCAAUCUCCAUUGCCCUUGGUAGAGCACCUGAUACCAAGAUUAUCAACUUGAACUCGACAGUGUUCGAAUUUAACCCCUUCGAGCUAGGUUCAUGGGAUCCUUCACUGUACUCAUUUGCCAAUUUGAAAUACAUUGGUUCCAACGUCACCAACGGUGAACCAACCUCUGAUAUCUGUGUUGAAGGAUUUGAUAACGCAGGGUUUGUUCUGGGUACCUCUUCAUCUCUGUUCAACACCGUGUCUUUGAACGUGACUGGUUUUGCUGGUUUGUCAUCUAGCUUGAUCAGCACUUUCUUAGGAGGGUUGGAUGGUGCAAACGAUGACGUUGCAGUGUACAGUCCAAACCCGUUCUUCCAAGCAGGAUAUGCUUCCCUCAAGACCAUUGUUGAAAGCGAAGAACUGUACCUUGUUGAUGGUGGUGAGGAUGGUCAGAACAUCCCAUUUGCCCCAAUGCUUCAACAGGAACGUGAUGUUGAUGUUAUCUUUGCCUUUGAUAACUCUGAUAACACUGAGGAUAACUUCCCAGAUGGAACUGCUCUCGUCGCAACUUACAACCGUCAGUUCUCAGUCCAAGGUAACGGAACUGGCUUCCCAUAUGUUCCUACAAACGAUACCUUUCUCCACAACAAGUUGGGAGAGAAGCCAAUGUUCUUGGGUUGUAACAGCUCUAAUUUGACUGACCUGGGUACUAUUCCUCCACUUAUUGUAUACAUUCCAAACAUUGCCUACACUGCGUGGUCAAACACUUCAACUCUGAAGAUGUCCUACAGCACAGAAGAUAGAAAUGCUAUCAUUCAGAAUGGAUUUGAAGCCACUACCAGAUUUAACCUGACCAUUGAUGAGAACUGGCCAAAAUGUGUUGCAUGUGCCAUCAUUCAUCGUGAACAAGAGCGUAAUGGUUGGGGACAGUCUGAUGAGUGUGCUGAGUGCUUUGAGGAGUACUGCUGGAACGGAGAGCAGUACACUGGUGAUGAUACUAUUGUCGACAGAUCAUUCAACUAUACCUCGUCAUCGAACUUGGAUAAGAGCGACAUGUCAUCCGGUGUCUUUGAGAUUACUGUGGAAUCCAGUAGCACUGUUGGUGGCUCUUCAACUACAUCUGCUUCUGAUGCCAUCUCAACUGCUUCGUCGACUUCCUCUGGUGUUUCGUCAGCGAGCUCCUCAGGGACAACAACCAGUGCCUCCUCAAAGAACAAUGCCAUGAUGACUACACCAUCCAUGAACUUUGGUGCUCUUGUUAUGGCUAUGGGGUUCCUAUUAUGAUAUUUUAAUUGUAUAUUUGCAUUAGCUUCAGCAAUUGUGUAGAUGAGCAUCAAUCCUUGAACUGUUCCCAGAACUUGUUCUUCUUAACAUCCUCCAUGUCUAUAGUCUUGACUGUAACUUUCCUAGAAUCAGAGGUGAGAUCCACGUCCAAAUAGUAGAGCUUGUCCAGCUUUAGCUCAUUGACAACGUAAUCGAGAACCUUAUGGUAGUUCAAUCCGACCUGGGCGAUGCUAUGAGAGUCGUCUGAGAGGCAGAACCUUCCGUCGUUAUACAGUUUCACAGCUUUAGCCACAUCAAAUUGGGGGUAAGGUGUAUGCCAUCCUUUUCUAAUGGCUGAGCUGUUCAAUUCGAUCAAUCCA